AUGAUAUUUGGUGGACCUAUGAUCGCCGGAACCAGCUUCACUGCAUCACGAAAAAUGAAGAUUUUGGUAAUACGAGAAAAGAGCACUCCAGAACUUCCAUAUGAUGACGUGAUUACUUUCUCUGACGAAGACACAGCAGGCAUCACCUUACCAUAUAAUUACGCUUUGGUCAUCACUGUACUCAUUGGUAACUGUCAAGUCAAACGGCUCAUGAUAGAUCCGGGGAGUUCUGCUAAUAUCCUCCACUGGAAGGUGAUGGCGGAAAUGGGACUUCUUAAGAAAAUGAUACCGGCUUCAAGGAUGCUCUCCGGGUUCAAUAUGUCCAGUGAGACCAUCAAGGGCGAGAUUGAUCUACCCAUAGAAGUUGGCGAAGAAAAAAAAUCUGACGAAGUUCUAUAUGAUUGA
Molecule: messenger RNA, 405 nt
Organism: Lycium ferocissimum
Lineage: Eukaryota; Viridiplantae; Streptophyta; Magnoliopsida; Solanales; Solanaceae
Exons: 1
Coding region: 1-405 (134 amino acids)
Source: RefSeq, a predicted model, not a curated record